UCAUUUUGUGUCUUUUUUUGGUCAUUUUGUGUCUUUUUUUAGUCCUUUAGUCCAACAUAAAAUGUGAUUUUGAAUCUUUUUUUAACUUUCAAAACACUACCAUGCUCAAUAAAGAAUUCUAAAUGUUGUAAAUGUGCAUUAAUUUCAGAGUACACUGAGACAUUAAACUGCAUAAUUUUCAAUUAAAUUCUCGAAAAGUUGGUGUGUUCUAAAACUUUUGACCGGUAGUGUAUUCCAUCAGUUCUUUAUCAAGAUUUGAUAAACUAAUGAUUCACUAUCUUUCCCAAAUGUAAUAAUAAAUAAAAUGUUUCCUGUGAAAACAACCCCACCUUCACAUGUGUAUAGCUCAUAAACAUGUAGCAUCUAUGCUUAAUAAAGAGAAUCUGGCUAUGACUCACUGGGCUGAAGAUGAAUUGUAUUCAACACUUGGUUGCUUCUCUUGUUGAAAAGCUGUUUACCAUUCCUGUGUGUGUUUACCUGGAAUGUGAGCCUGCUUUCUUCUGGCUGCUGACUGUAAACCUGCUCUGUGCCUCCUGCUCCUGCAGCCACAAAUGAACUAGUCUGGCAGCGUUACCGUUAAAACAUGCACAGAGAGCUGGCUGGCUGGCUGGCCGCACCUCCGCCUGUAGCCUGAAGACACCACUCCCCUCCCCGUCUUUUUCUGCUCCUCAGUUGCUGUCACUCACUCUCACGCACCACCCAGGACACUUCAACACUAGAUUUCUCUCUUCCUCCCCGAGUGUCGGCUUCUUGCGGACAUUUAGACCACCCGUUGUGAGUUUUUUGUCAUUGGGUUUUGAAAUCCGGGGCUCCCAGUUGGACCAUGUCCCGUUGACUGUAGCAGCAUGUGGAAGGCUUUCCUUUUGUACCAGCUCCUGGCGUUAGGGCAGCCGCUCUGGGCUCAAGAUGAUGUCACAGCCGUCAGCCCUCAGGACUGCUCCCUGGACUGUAUCCGACAGGGAGGACCUGGAUGUGAUUAUUGCAGAAUAACCAGAAGUGAUGUCAAAAAGGCUCUGGGUUUUAACUCUAUCAAAGCAUUUGGAAGUUGUAUUCCCUGGCCAUGUUUUGAGUUGCUGGGAGUAGAAGACCCUAAAAUCUGUCAGCACUAUGUCCAAGCACCAAACGAUGUGAAGGUUAAGUUUGUAAAAGAGAAAAACCCCAAAUCUGACACCAUAGUUGUCUCCUGGAAGCCCAGCUAUUAUGGGAUUGCCUUUCUGCGAGGCUUUCAGGUGUUCCUCCAGGCUUUGGGAGGUUCCAGUUUUGCCUGUCAGCUCUUUCUCUUCCCCCGAAACCUCUCCCUCCCGGCCUCACAUGCUCGAAUGGUGUACAAGUCCGACCCCUUCCCCGGCCUCUCCCUUGGGUCCCAGUAUGCUGUAACUGUCAUGGCUCUGCCAGUGCCUGAGGAGUGGGAGAGGUUCUACCACAGCAAGAUCUUUUCCACACGUUCAUGUGCAGAAAAGAACGGUAUGGAGCAGUGCAAAAAAGACUGGUAUCCCAAACACAUUGAGGUCCAGCAGGAAGGGACUGCCAUCACUGUGACCUUUAACCUGGCUCCCCCAGACCUGGGAAUCAGAAGCUAUUUCUCACUGUGUUACGCAAAUGGAGAGAAGAAAUACACCGAGAUCACACCUAAUGCCAACAAAAACAAAACUCACCACAGCUAUCAGCUAAAUGACCUUGAAGAGGGAACCAACUACACCUGUGAGAUUGCAGCCAAUGAAGUGGAUGCAGUCAGGAAAACAUUCAAUGUUCAGGUCUUGCACAUUAAAAAAGGAGGUUCCCCGCCAGCGUCCUCCGCUCCAUCAUUGGCUCUGCUGCUUCCUCUGGGUCUGGCUGUGGGAGCCAUACUUAUAUUCUCACUGGCUGCUCUCACCAGGAGAAGGUCCCGGUUGCAGACGAAGAAACUGGACAUAAAACCAGAUAUUUUGAAGCAGCAUCAAGAAAGCGGAACUCAAGAGGAAGUGACGCCAUUGCCCAGAAACAGAGUGACCCCUCCUCGUCUUCUUAUUUGCUACAGCAGCUAUGACGGCCCUGCUCAUGUCAAAGCCGUGAUGCAGUUAGGGGUCUUCAUACAACAGCACAUGGCGACUCAGGUGGUCCUGGACCUGUGGGACUCUCUGAGCGUAGCUGAGGAGGGCAGUAUGGCCUGGCACUGCCGGCAGAUCCGGGAUUGUGACUUCAUCUUGGUGAUGUGUUCUCGGGGCCUCAACCACAGACCUAAGCCUCCUCACAAAGACGAGGAGGAGGACAGAUUGCUGAGCUUCGGCUCCAACAUCUUCAGCUCUGUCGCAGUUGUCCAACUUAUUGGAGAGGAGGUGGGCCGAGCCAAAGCCAGGGGCCAGGACCUAUCCAAAUACAUGGCGGCCAUGUUUGAGUAUUGUGAAGAAACAGACAUCCCCACAGAGCUGAGGUUGGUAUCUCACUACAGGCUAACCAGAGACUUACAGCUGCUCUUCUCCCAUCUCCAUGGAGUGGCUCUGCACAGGCCAGGGCAUUACCUGCAGAUCAACAAUAUCUCAGAGGAAGGUUUUACUCAGUUACCAGCCGGUGCAGCUCUGCAGUGGGCUAUCUAUGAGGCUCAGAUGGCAAUGUCGGAAAAAAGGCAACAUUCUAUGGAAGGAAGGGACUAAAAAAGGAAUCCAUACACCCUGACAUAAUGGCACUUCUCAUCGGGGGGGAGGGGCUAAAGUGCCCUCAAGAGUGGUGAAAACGAGAGGAAGUGAUGCCUUAUUGGCUGCCCUUUACACAUGCAAAAAAUGAUAUUGGUGCCCUCUAGGGUGCUCCUUCAUAUAAUAAA
This is a messenger RNA of Centropristis striata (black sea bass), 2797 nucleotides long. RefSeq names its product interleukin-17 receptor D. The record is from RefSeq and is a predicted model, not a curated record. The transcript has 12 exons. Lineage: Eukaryota; Metazoa; Chordata; Actinopteri; Perciformes; Serranidae. Gene Ontology annotation, molecular function: protein binding; interleukin-17 receptor activity. The coding region runs from base 846 to 2630 and encodes 594 amino acids.